Molecule: messenger RNA, 728 nt
Organism: Carassius auratus (goldfish)
Lineage: Eukaryota; Metazoa; Chordata; Actinopteri; Cypriniformes; Cyprinidae
Product: disheveled-associated activator of morphogenesis 1-like
Exons: 3
Coding region: 391-678 (95 amino acids)
Biological process (GO): actin cytoskeleton organization
Cellular component (GO): stress fiber
Molecular function (GO): actin binding; small GTPase binding
Source: RefSeq, a predicted model, not a curated record
AUCUGUCUGUCUGUGUGUGAGUGUGGAUGGUGCACUUAUUCAGACUCUGAGCUCAAGCUUACAGUUGUAGUCAGAUAUUAAAAUAUUCCGACUGCUUAUACUGUAAAUCCAGUGGAGAAUUAAACCGGAGACCGAGCUGUUUCGAAGAUUCAUUUUUGUGUUGAUCUUGUGGAGUAGAGGGAGUUUGGCUGGCUAUUUCAGGACCAGAUUUGAUGGUGAGAGAUGUAUGAGCCGUUGUGGUCUGCGUGCUUCCCACACCGCAGCAUUCAGGGCUGAGAUCAACAAAGCUCUCACUUUCUGGAUUUCACGCGACUAUGUGCUCCUGACAUGCCUUUCUGAGAGGGGGUCAUAGCUAAAGUGAGACACAUUUGACUGGCUGGGCCUUUGGCCAUGAUGGCCCCACGUAAGCGAGGAGGGCGGGGCCUGUCAUUACUCUGUUGCUGUCUAAAGAAGAGCGACCAUCCCGAGAUCACCUACCGCAUCCGCCAUGACAGCAACUUCACACUGCAAGCCAUGGAGCCCACCCUGCCCAUGCCCCCCACCGAGGAACUGGAUGCCAUGUUCUCUGAACUGGUGGAUGAGCUGGAUCUCACAGAAAAACAUAGAGAGGCCAUGUUUGCCCUUCCUGCCGAGAAGAAAUGGCACAUCUACUGUAGCAAGAAAAAGGUAAGAAAUUAGAACUGGAAGAGACUAGGCAGGGACUCCCCGGCACGGAUACGUUUUGCAUU